Chenopodium quinoa (quinoa) is the source of this 1420-nucleotide messenger RNA. RefSeq names its product homeobox-leucine zipper protein ATHB-12-like. The coding region runs from base 228 to 986 and encodes 252 amino acids. Gene Ontology annotation, biological process: positive regulation of DNA-templated transcription. Gene Ontology annotation, molecular function: DNA-binding transcription factor activity, RNA polymerase II-specific; sequence-specific DNA binding. Lineage: Eukaryota; Viridiplantae; Streptophyta; Magnoliopsida; Caryophyllales; Amaranthaceae. The record is from RefSeq and is a predicted model, not a curated record. The transcript is spliced from 2 exons. Gene Ontology annotation, cellular component: nucleus.
GAUAUUUCAUGGACCUAAAUAUGAAGGACCUCCCUCAAACGAAGGUCGUGUAAUAAUAAUAUAAAAACUUUGUUUGUACCAUCAUAAACAAAACUAAUAAUACAUACUAGCCUAGCUCUCAAAUAUAUACCACUCGAUCUAUAUAUAUAUUUAUAUCUUCCCAAUUCUAUCAUACAAGAUCGAUUAUUUAUAUAUAUACUCCUAUAAUUUUUAUUUAUUUUGUAAAAAUGAUGUUUGAUGAUGGGGAUUACUACUCACCCUCAGAUGUAUUUAGUUGCAUAAAUUCACUCCCUAAUUCGAAGAAAUCCAAGAUGAUGAACAAGAGAAGGUUUACUGAUGAACAAGUCAAGUCACUCGAAUCGAUAUUCGAAAAUGAGACUAAACUAGAGCCUAAGAAGAAGGUCCAAGUGGCUCGAGAACUCGGGUUGCAACCUCGCCAAGUUGCUAUUUGGUUCCAAAACAAACGAGCUCGAUACAAGUCUAAGCAACUUGAGAAAGAAUAUAGCACCUUGAAGUCCAAUUACAACUCUCUUGCUAAACGAUUCGAGGACCUUAAGAAGGAGAAACAAUCUCUUGUUCUUCAGUUGCAGAAGUUGAAAGAUGAAGCAGAGAAGAAUCAAGUAGAGAGAAAGUGCUACGAUACAAAUGAUGUGACAAACGGCAUUAUUAAAAGUCAACCGGAAGAUGAAAAAUCAGAGAGUGAAAAUAACAUUAAUAAUCAUAAUACAAAAAAGAGCAAAGAAUGUGAAGCAAAACCAGCGUUAUCGUUAGAAGGAUCAGAAUACGGAGCUUGCAGCAUCUUAUCAGAUGAAGGAUCGAGUGAAAACACGAAUUAUUUUAGGAUGGAAGAAGAAACUGAUAUAUUAACAAUGGUACAACCAGUUGAUGGUUCAUUAACAUCGGGCGAAGGCUGGGAUGACCUUCGCCCUGAUGGGUUGUUUGAUCAAGCUGUUGAUAGUUGUCAAUGGUGGGAUUUUUGGUCUUGAAUGAUUGAUCAAUAAGUACAUCUAUUUCUAGGGAAAUAAUCAAUUUGCUCGGGAUGAAGUUGUGUACAUCUUAAUCUCUUUAUAUCCUUCUAGCGGCAAGAUUCAUAUUAGGUUGUGCUUGUGCUUGUUGUGAGUGUUAUUGUACAUUGUAAGCAUUAGCUAGAAAAGGAGUAAAAUUAUGCAACCAUGAUAGCUUAGGCUGCGCGCUAGCUAGAAUUAGGCUCACUCUAAGCACAUACGCGUUAUGUACAUAUUCAUACAAGGUAGAGGUACGAGUCAUGAAUAAAACAAUGGGGGAGUUGAGGAGGGUAUAAGCAUCGGAGGAUGAUAGAAUAGUCAUGUAACUUCACUUAAACGUAAACGUAUUCAGACCACACAUAACAACAAACUAUUUUUUUACGGGAAACAGCAAAUAAACUUGAUCUUUGCUUGUU